CCGCCGCCUCCUGCAUGUCUUUACUGCCCUCAGCCCCGCCGCCUGAGCAGCCGCCUGAGCCCCGCCGACGGACGCCCCGGGGGCUGGAUGCAGACUAACAGGGAUGCCAAAGGAAAAAUAUGAUCCUCCAGAUCCUCGCAGAAUUUACACCAUCAUGUCAGCAGAGGAGGUAGCCAAUGGGAAGAAGUCCCAUUGGGCAGAAUUGGAAAUCUCGGGUAGAGUGCGGAGCUUAAGUACGUCACUUUGGUCGCUAACGCACUUGACCGCUCUACACCUCAACGACAACUAUCUGACUCGCAUUCCGCCUGAUAUUGCCAAGCUUCAUAAUCUGGUUUACCUGGAUCUUUCAUCCAACAAACUCAGAAGUUUACCAGCAGAACUAGGAAACAUGGUAUCUCUCAGGGAAUUGCUUUUAAACAACAAUUUGUUACGAGUGUUGCCUUAUGAACUUGGUCGGCUCUUCCAGCUGCAAACACUAGGUUUGAAAGGCAAUCCUUUAUCACAAGAUAUUCUCAGCCUGUACCAGGACCCAGAUGGGACUCGGAAACUAUUGAACUAUAUGCUUGACAAUCUAGCAGUUCAUCCCGAGCAGCUGCCUCCAAGGCCAUGGAUUACAUUAAAAGAACGAGACCAAAUUCUGCCCUCAGCUUCGUUUACCGUCAUGUGUUACAACGUGUUGUGUGAUAAAUAUGCCACCCGACAGCUCUAUGGCUACUGCCCGUCCUGGGCGUUAAACUGGGAGUACAGGAAAAAGGGAAUCAUGGAAGAAAUUGUUAACUGGGAUGCAGAUAUCAUUAGCCUUCAGGAAGUAGAAACCGAGCAAUACUUCACCCUCUUUCUGCCAGCAUUAAAAGAGCGUGGGUAUGAUGGAUUUUUUUCUCCAAAGUCACGUGCCAAAAUCAUGUCCGAACAGGAGCGGAAGCAUGUGGACGGUUGUGCAAUAUUCUUCAAAACAGAAAAGUUCACAUUGGUGCAGAAGCACACGGUCGAGUUCAACCAAGUGGCGAUGGCCAACUCGGAAGGAUCAGAAGCUAUGUUGAACAGAGUGAUGACGAAGGACAAUAUUGGUGUCGCCGUGGUGUUAGAGGUGCACAAAGAACUGUUUGGAGUUGGUAUGAAGCCGCUCCAUACAGUGGACAACCAGCUGCUUAUUAUAGCAAACGCCCAUAUGCAUUGGGACCCUGAAUACUCAGAUGUAAAACUUGUCCAGACCAUGAUGUUUGUCUCUGAAUUGAAAAGUAUCCUUGAGAAGGCCUCCGGCAGGCCUGGGAGCCCGUCAGCAGACUUGAGCUCCAUCCCUCUGGUGCUGUGUGCAGAUCUGAACUCGCUGCCUGAUUCAGGUGUGGUGGAAUAUUUAAGCAACGGAAUAGUAGCUGACAACCACAAAGACUUCAAGGAGCUGCGGUACAACGAGUGUCUCAUGAACUUCAGUGGUAACGGGAAGAACGGGGCUUCGGAAGGGAGGAUCACGCAUGCCUUCCAGCUCAAGAGCGCCUAUGAAAACAACUUGAUGCCUUAUACAAAUUACACCUUUGAUUUCAAAGGUGUGAUCGACUACAUUUUUUAUUCCAAUACUCACAUGAACGUGCUCGGCGUCCUGGGGCCGCUGGACCCUCAGUGGCUGGUGGAGAACAACAUCAGCGGGUGCCCGCACCCCCACAUCCCUUCCGACCACUUCUCACUGUUGACGCAGCUUGAGCUCCACCCUCCCUUCCUGCCUCCAAUCAACGGCAUCCACUUGCCUACCAGGAGGUAGUGGAGCCCCCCCCCCCACCUUUGGAGG
Euleptes europaea (tarantolino) is the source of this 1783-nucleotide messenger RNA. It is a transcript of the gene CNOT6L, whose product is annotated as CCR4-NOT transcription complex subunit 6 like. Gene Ontology annotation, molecular function: poly(A)-specific ribonuclease activity; protein binding. The record is from RefSeq and is a predicted model, not a curated record. NCBI's taxonomy places the organism in Eukaryota, Metazoa, Chordata, Lepidosauria, Squamata, Sphaerodactylidae. Gene Ontology annotation, biological process: nuclear-transcribed mRNA poly(A) tail shortening. Gene Ontology annotation, cellular component: nucleus; cytoplasm; CCR4-NOT complex. The transcript has 12 exons. The coding region runs from base 104 to 1756 and encodes 550 amino acids.